CUAGAGGACCCUUCUUUGGUGGGAAGGAGAACAUCUCCUGAUGACCCCUGCUUUAUGGACAGACGGACUUAGGUGGUGAAUGAGGUCUAUUCCUUUCUAGGUUUCUGUAGAGAUCUAUAGGUAGCUGUUCACUUGGGAGUCAAGAGAACAAAACUAUUCAUUUGGAUACAAGGUCUAUCUGCAGUGGUGGCUGUGGUGGCUUUGGGUUGGUCGAAGACCAUCACCUUCAAGUCUGCACUUGGAAGCUAUCAUCCUUCCCCAGCCUGACCAUUACUUCUGUCCUCUGUCUGUAUCAUUGACAGAGGCUAUGUGUUUGGAGAGAGUAUUGUGUGACUGCUGACCUGGCAAUUGACUCUGACUCUUGCUACCUAGUUUAUCCAUGACUCAGUGAAAGAGUGUUAAAACAUUGACCUAGGACACAUUGAGAACCAAGGUCAAGACUGGAUAAGGCUGUCUAACUGGACUUCAGCCAUGACUGGAACUAAGAAUAAGAGGCGAGCCCAAGCCAAAGCUGAAAAGAGAGUUGUUGUACAGGUUAAGGCUGGAACAGAGAGAGAGGCUGCUGGUGUAGUCAGACCUGCUGCCAAGACCUGGUCCAAAGCAAAAACCAAGGCAGGGUCUAAGAGAGAUGCAGCGGCAGAGGCAAAGGCAGUGUCUAAGAACAAGGUAGUUGCUAAGAUGAAGGAAGGAGUUCUGUCAGAGCCUAAGCCUCUGGGCAAAGCCAUGGGAGAUUUUAGUCCCAAGGCUGAGAAUGAGGCCACCAGUUCCACAUGUAAAGAUGAGACUGGUAUUGAUGCCUGGUAUUGGUCUGGAGAAGAGGCCAGUAUCAAUUCCUGGUUCUGUAAUGGGGAAGAGGUCAGUAAACAUUCCAGUGCCAGUGCUAAGAAUGAAGAUAAAGCUGAAAUUGGUGCUGAGAAGUUGGAGCCUGCACCUGGGGCCAGUUGGAAGCCUAGGUCGGGGGCUGAGGAGGAGGAGGAAGAGAAUGUUAUUGGGAGCUGGUUUUGGGAAGGAGAUGAUACUAGUUUUGACCCUAAUCCUAAACCUGUGAGCAGAAUAGUUAAGCCUCAGCCUGUGGAUGAAAUUAAUGAAAAAGAUAGGCCCAAAGACUGGUCUGAAGUAACUAUCUGGCCCAAAGCCCCUGCUGUAACUCCAGCAGUGUUAGGAUUUAGAUCCCAGGCCCCAACUGAAGCAAGCCCUCCUUCAUAUAUUGUUCUUGCCUCUGCUGACGAAAAUACCCAUUCUUUGCCUGUGGCAACAGCCUGCCAUUCUAGGCGCACACACUCAUGCUCACAGACUGUCUCUGAGCACCCAUUUGGUUCUGAUCCUUGCAUCCAGACCAUAGGUGAAAUUAGACACCAAAUCAAGAUCAGGGAGGUAAAUGGGAUUAAGCCAUUUUCUUGUCCUUGCAAAACGGAAAGCUGCAUAGAUUCUGAAGAAUUUGAAAAACUUGUUAGCAUACUUAAGUCAACUACUGAUCCUCUCAUUCAUAAGGUAGCACAUAUUGCAAUGGGUAUUCAUAAUGUUUAUCCAUUUGCCCAAGAAUUUAUUAAUGAAGUAGGUAUAGUGACACUUAUUGAAAGCUUGCUCAGUUUUCCUUCUCCCAAAAUGGAAAAAAAGGCUGUAAUUACUCUGAAUCCUUCUGGGAAUGAAAGACAACGCAAGCUUGAAUUACAUGUUGAGCAUAUGUGUAAGGAAGCAGUGUCUUUUCCCUUGAACUCACCUGGACAGCAAUCUGGAUUAAAGAUACUAGAGCAACUGACUACUGAUUCUGUCCAUCACCAUAUUAUUGCCAGUUACUUUUCAGAGUUUUUCCAUUUGCUGUCCGAGGGAAAUCAUAAAACCAGAAAUCUUGUCUUGAAAGUACUUUUGAAUAUGUCUGAAAAUCCAACUGCAGCCAGAGACAUGAUCAAUAUGAAGGCAUUGGCAGCAUUAAAACUCAUCUUUAACCAGCAAGAGGCAAAAGCAAAUCUUGUUAGUGCUGUAGCCAUAUUUACUAACAUAAAGGAGCAUAUCAGAAAGGGCUCAAUUGUAGAUGUUGAUCAUGUGAGUUAUAGUACACUCAUGACCAUCUUCGAGGAAGUUAAGGGGAUUAUUGAAACCAUGUAAAAUGAGCCAGAGAUAGACAAGAACACUAUAAACCAUCUUCAAACUCUAGCAGUCUGUACCUCCCCAAACAGCCUUGUAUUGUGUUUUGGUUGUUAUGAUGUGCAUAUUAUAUAUAGCAAGAUAUUACCUGUGACAGGUUCUAGGUUUAAGCUAGACCAUUUUGGGCGUGUCAGAUAAAUUCUUGAGCUGAAAACAUUUGUUGAUUUUUAUCUUGUUUGGAUUGAUAGAUUUUUAUCAUUUUACUUUAGAAGAUGGUGAACCAGUUCAUCAUAAGUAAGAUAGCUUGUUCAUUAGUGUCCACUUAGUUCCAUUUGUGGCUUCAAAUAAAAAAAGAAAAUAUCCUUGAGUUUGUAAUCUAGUUACAGAAGUAAUAUGCACAAAGAUAAUAGUACCUAGAGUGUGUGUGCACAUAUACCCAUUACCAAAUGUGCCCUCUCAAUGUGUAAAGGAGGCAGAGAUUGCUAUAUGCUGUUUAGUAUAAGAAGUUACUAUUUUUCCGGUAUUCUACCUGCCUCAGACAUUCAUUCUACAACACAGAAAUGACCCAGAAUCUCAGAUGAUAAUAACGUAAUGUUUAUUUUUUAUUUUAAUACUAAAUUUAUGACUCUUAAAUUGUUAAGCUUUUUCAUUUAUGUCAAAGCCAUCUCACAGAAAAGGAGGAAAACAUUUUGUAAGUGCCAACCCUAUGAAUGACACUGCUGGUACUUUUUUUUUUUUUU
Molecule: messenger RNA, 2825 nt
Organism: Carlito syrichta (Philippine tarsier)
Lineage: Eukaryota; Metazoa; Chordata; Mammalia; Primates; Tarsiidae
Gene: GPRASP3
Product: basic helix-loop-helix family member b9
Exons: 3
Coding region: 472-2106 (544 amino acids)
Source: RefSeq, a predicted model, not a curated record